AUGCAACAACCAAGAUUCACAUUCCCACAACAUAAGCCAACUUUCCAAGCAACACAGCAGCCGAAAUUUGGGUACCAACCACCAAGGUUUCCAUCUCAACAACCAACCUUCACACCACCCACACAAGGCUAUCGUUUCGGAAUUCAACCGCAGCGCCCAUCUCAAGCCCCUAACCAACGACCACCAUUCCAAUACGGUGGAUUUAAAUUCGGGAUACCCCACCAACAAAUACAGCCUCCAAAAUAUGAUGAUGACGUCACGAUGCGUACCGCCCCUGUUAGGCAGAACCUUCUUGUGAAUGAGCUUUACUACGACGAGCCUAUGUAUAAUUAUGACUAUAACUAUGACUCAUAUGGAAACGGUGCACCGUACUCCGUCAACGAAUGCAAUUAUAUCCAAAAUACCGACGAACCAUGCAGCGAGAUCGACGAAGCCCGCUUCCUAUGCUUCGAAAAUAAUAUACCACCGAUGGAAGAUGACUGCAUCACUGAUCUCAUGAAGUUUUCCACAAACAUUACUUCCUGUCAGCCAGUAUCCGUGACCAUAAAUAACGAAAAACUCGGGAUCAUCCCCACCCUGCGGAUAAUCCCGAUCUUGCGGAGGGAGGAGUUACACGAUCUACUCCCGUUCCUGGCCCUUUGUUCCUCAAUAACGCUUAGU
Molecule: messenger RNA, 660 nt
Organism: Iphiclides podalirius (scarce swallowtail)
Lineage: Eukaryota; Metazoa; Arthropoda; Insecta; Lepidoptera; Papilionidae
Source: the annotation of a GenBank genome assembly